AUGCUUUCACGUCAUUUCUCAAGGUGCUGUAGCAAAAGAUCUACACACAAUCUAUAUCUUGCCAUAAGAUCUCAAACGAGAUCAAUCUCAAAGAUAAAUCAUCAUAAUGCAGCUCAAGCUACCACUGCAUCCAGACCACAACCAUCACCCGCUUUCAAUAUAUCAGAUGCUGAGUCACCAUCCCUGCCACAGCCAAAGAGCCUCUCAAAACAACAACGUCGUGAAAAGAGGGAGCAAGCUAUGGAUGAUUCCUUUAUUGGGUUAACUGGUGGUGAAAUUUUCCAUGAAAUGAUGUUGAGACAUAAUGUUGACACUGUUUUCGGAUACGCUGGUGGUGCUAUAUUGCCUGUUUUCGAUGCUAUUUAUAACUCAGAAAAAUUCAAGUUUGUUUUACCAAGGCAUGAACAAGGUGCAGGUCAUAUGGCUGAAGGUUAUGCUAGGGCUAGUGGGAAGCCAGGUGUUGUUUUAGUUACCUCUGGUCCUGGUGCCACUAAUGUCAUUACUCCAAUGGCUGAUGCUUUGAUGGAUGGUGUUCCAUUGGUUGUAUUUACUGGUCAAGUGCCAACUAGUGCUAUUGGUACUGAUGCUUUCCAAGAAGCCGAUGUGAUUGGUAUCUCAAGAUCUUGUACCAAAUGGAAUGUUAUGGUUAAAAACGUAGCAGAAUUACCAAGAAGAAUAAAUGAGGCGUUUGAAAUUGCCACUACUGGUAGACCCGGUCCCGUUUUGGUUGAUUUGCCAAAAGAUGUUACGGCUUCAAUUUUGAGAGAAUCUAUUCCUAUAAAUACCACAUUACCAUCAAAUGCUUUGAGUACAAUAACCAAAAAGGCUGUCUCUGAAUUCACCACCGAGGCUAUAAAGAGAUCUGCUGAUAUCUUAAACAAAGCUAAGAAACCAAUCAUUUACUGUGGUGGUGGUAUAUUGAACCAUGAAGAUGGUCCUAAGUUACUAAAAGAGUUGGCUGAUAAAGCAAAUAUUCCUGUAACCACAACCCUACAAGGUUUAGGUGCUUUUGAUCAAAGAGAUCCAAAAUCGUUGGAUAUGUUGGGUAUGCAUGGAUCAGCAGCUGCAAACACUGCCAUUCAAAAUGCCGAUUGUAUUAUAGCUCUCGGUGCUAGAUUUGAUGACAGAGUCACCGGUAAUAUUGCCAAAUUUGCUCCAGAAGCCAAAUUAGCCGCUGCUGAAAACAGGGGUGGUAUCUUGCAUUUUGAAAUUUCACCAAAGAACAUCAACAAGGUUGUCGAAGCUACUGAAGCAGUUGAAGGUGAUGUUACUGCCAAUUUGCGUAAAUUUAUCCCACUUAUAAAUCAAGUUGAGUCAAGACCCGAAUGGUUUAAAAAGAUUGAUGAAUGGAAAGAACAUUAUCCGUACUCAUAUCAAGUGGAAACACCAGGAUCCAAGAUCAAACCUCAAACUUUGAUUAAGGAGAUUUCUGAACAAUCAAUGAAUUACGACAAAGAUGUUUACGUUACCACUGGUGUUGGUCAACAUCAAAUGUGGGCAGCACAGCAUUGGACUUGGACCAAGCCUAGAACUAUGAUUACUUCAGGUGGUUUGGGAACUAUGGGUUAUGGUUUACCUGCUGCUAUUGGUGCUCAAGUUGCUAAACCAGAUGCCAUUGUUAUUGAUAUCGAUGGUGAUGCUUCCUUCAAUAUGACCUUGACUGAAUUAUCAUCUGCUGUACAAGCUGGUGCACCAGUUAAAGUUUGUGUUUUGAACAAUGAAGAACAAGGGAUGGUUACUCAAUGGCAAUCAUUAUUUUAUGAACACAGAUACUCCCACACCCAUCAAGCCAACCCUGAUUUCAUGAAAUUGGCAGAUGCCAUGGGUGUUAAAGGUAUCAGAAUUUCAACUCAAGAAGAAUUGAAACUGGGUAUUAAAGAAUUUUUGGAUUGCCAAGAACCUGUUUUGUUGGAGGUCAUGGUUGAAAAGAAAGUUCCCGUUUUACCAAUGGUCCCAGCGGGUAAAGCCUUGGAUGACUUUAUCUUGUGGGAUUCUGAAACUGAAAAACAACAAAAUGCAUUAAGAAAGCAAAGAACUGGUGGGUUGUAUUAA
Molecule: messenger RNA, 2052 nt
Organism: Lodderomyces orthopsilosis Co 90-125
Lineage: Eukaryota; Fungi; Ascomycota; Pichiomycetes; Serinales; Debaryomycetaceae
Gene: ILV2
Product: acetolactate synthase catalytic subunit
Exons: 1
Coding region: 1-2052 (683 amino acids)
Biological process (GO): L-valine biosynthetic process
Cellular component (GO): mitochondrion; acetolactate synthase complex
Molecular function (GO): flavin adenine dinucleotide binding; acetolactate synthase activity; thiamine pyrophosphate binding
Source: RefSeq, a predicted model, not a curated record